UUUCGUUACUCUCGCCGCUCUCAAGAUGGCUACCUCGACGUCCCAUACUGUGCCUCCCCUAAGAUGGCCGCCGGCCCCUCCUCUAUUCUCUUCCUCUCCCUUCCCUUGUUUUGAAUAAACUUUAUUGAGAAGCCGAAGAAAAAGCAGGAUCUUGGGCCUCGCUGAGGCCUUUUCAGCUGAAGAAAAGGCUACUGGAGCUGUUUUGCCUCGCGAAGGCCUCGAUCCCCGCCCUGGAGUAGACCCUUCCGCCGGGGAGAAGGUGCCGGAACCUGGCGUGUGAAUCAGCAGAGCCUCGCGUCCGCCUCCGGGCCUGGGGCAAGAAGAGGAGGAGGAAUCUCUGCUGUAGUGCAGGGGGAGCCCCCAAGACAAGAUUUCUGGGAGUAAGAGGGAGCUUGGCUGGGCAUUUGGGGACUUGGGAGGGAAAGCAAAAUCCAAAGGCUGCGCUUGGAGAGCGAAGUAGCCCUAAGGCUCUUUGUCAGGCUGAAGGAAAAGCUGACAAUCCCCUGUGGGGAGAAACUGGGAGAGAAGACAGGGAAGUUUGAGAUUCUACCAGCUGCAAGGGUGACCCCCCCUCCCCAAAUCUGGGGUGCAUAUCCCAAGAAGAUACGGGGUUACCCCCUUAACUAUAGAAGGAAGGGGAACUGCAAACUUCUGAGCAGUGGGGGGGCUUUGGAGAGGGGAGCAGAGAGCCUGGCUUAAUGUUUUUAAGGGUUUCAGAUUCUUAGCCUAAAACUUUAGGUUAAAAUUGGUGGGUUAAGAGAGAUUCCUUAGGCGGAAAGAGACAAGACGGACUUAACAAGGAUCAAAGAAGUUCAUUUUGCAUGAAAGUUGGUGCCUGAGAAGUAAGGGGGUGGUGGAUGAAAUGUUUUGCUCCCUGCCCUAGCUGGGGCAAAGCUGACUUUCCCUCAGGCCUCAACAUGAUCGGCUUCUCCAACUUGCCAUAGUGGACAGUUUGAUGUUGUGCGAUUCCUGAGGGUCUUCCUUUGCUUGAACCUGGAACAACCCCCUCUCCCACCAUGGCCUCUGUACCUGUGUAUUGUCUCUGUCGCCUGCCCUACGAUGUCACCCGCUUCAUGAUCGAGUGUGACGUUUGUCAGGACUGGUUCCAUGGCAGCUGCGUCGGAGUAGAAGAGGAUGCGGCAGCUGACAUUGACUUGUAUCACUGCCCCAACUGCCAACUUCUUCAUGGACCAUCUGUCAUGAAACGGCGCCGGGGGAACCCGAAGCAGCCCGACUCAUCUGCCAGCAAAGAGGCUGGCAAGACGGUGAAGACCGGUAGCGGUCAGUUCAUCAAGGAGCUUCGCAGCAGGACUUUUCCCAGUGCGGAUGAGGUGAUCCUAAAGCCGAGCGGGACCCAGCUGACGGUGGAGUUCCUGGAGGAGAACAGCUUCAGCGUGCCCAUCCUUGUCCUGAAGAAGGACGGGCUGGGCAUGACCCUCCCUCCGCCUUCCUUCACCGUGCGGGACGUGGAGCAUUAUGUGGGUGCUGACAAGGAGAUUGACGUAAUUGACGUGACGCGCCAGGCCGACCUCAAGAUGCACCUGGGUGACUUUGUCAGCUAUUACUCCAGCAGCCGCAAGGAGAAAGUCCUUAAUGUCAUCAGCCUGGAGUUCUCCGAGACCCGGCUCUCUAACUUGGUGGAGACCCCAAAGAUUGUGCGCAAGUUGUCCUGGGUGGAGAACCUGUGGCCAGGGGAGUCGGUCUUUGAGCGGCCCAACGUGCAGAAGUACUGCCUGAUGGGCGUGCGGGACAGCUACACGGACUUCCACAUUGACUUUGGAGGCACCUCUGUCUGGUACCACGUGCUGCGGGGAGAAAAGAUCUUCUACCUGGUGCGCCCCACUGCUGCCAACCUGACGCUAUUCGAGACGUGGAGCAGCUCCUCCAAUCAGAACGAAAUGUUCUUCGGGGACCAGGUGGACAGGUGCUACCGCUGCCCCGUCCGCCAGGGCCAGACGCUCUUCAUACCCACAGGUUGGAUCCAUGCGGUGCUGACCCCAGUCGACUGCCUGGCCUUUGGGGGCAAUUUUCUACACAGUCUCAACAUUGAGAUGCAACUCAAGGCGUACGAGAUUGAAAAGCGCCUCAGCACAGCCGAUCUCUUCAAAUUCCCCAACUUCGAAACCAUCUGCUGGUACGUCGGCAAGCACCUGUUGGAUAUCUUCCGAGGUCUUCGAGAGAACCGCAGGCACCCCGCUGCUUACUUGGUUCUUGGGGCCAAAGCCCUGAACACGGCCUUCCGCUCCUGGACGAAGAAGGAGGCCCUGGCCGAGCACGAGGAAGAAAUCCCUGGCACCAUGCGUCCAGCGCAGCUCAUCAAAGAUUUGGCCAAGGAGAUCAGGCUUGUUGAAGAUAUUUUCCAGCAGAACCUCGGGAAGACGGGCAGUCCCUUCGGCCGGCAGAGGGGCACCCAGCCUGGCGCGGCUGCCAAAAGGGGAGACCAGAGUCCGAAGGAGGUGGGCAAGAAAGGCAGCCGGAAGGACGUCGCCUCGCUCAAAGCCGUGGAGGUGGAACUGCUGCGCAAAUACAAGCGGCAGGUCCUCAAGGGUGUGGAGAGCCCCGGCCCGGAAGAGUUUGAUUUGCCAAGUUCCAGCCUGGAAGAUACGGAUGGGGAACCCGACCUGACCGAGGAAGAGCUGUCCUUGGUGGUGGCAACCAACGGCCGGGGCACCAGGAAGAUCAAGGCCUCCGAACGUGCCCGGAGCCGUAAAGGCGCGCAUGCGCGGACCCCGCCCAGUCCCUCCGAUGCCGAGGCCCCGGAUGUCGACUCCGAGGAGGACCUGCAGAUCGACGAGACGCCGCGCAGGGAAAGGCGGGGCCUGGUGCUGCACAAGGGGCUGUCCAAAUUUCCCCGGAAAUUGCCACGAGCCAAACCCUGCUCUGACCCAAACCGAGUACGAGAGCCAGGAGAAGUGGAGUUUGACAUUGAGGAGGACUACACCACAGAGGAGGAGGAGGAGGAGGCCUCCGGCGACGACCAGCUGGAGGGCAGCAGUAGCGCUGGUGGGAUUCUGGACCUGCUCAAGGCCAGUCGGCAGGUGGGCGGUGCGGACUACGACGAGCUCAGCGAUGCGCCUGCCUCCCCCAGCACUCAGGAAGCCAUCCAGGGCAUGCUGUGCAUGGCCAACCUCCAGUCCUCCUCGUCUUCGCCAGGGGCCUCCAGCCUGCAGGCCUGGUUGGCGGCCGGGCACGAACGCGGCUCUGCGGGAGCCUCUGGUGCUCAGCGCUCAGGGAAGAGGCCCAUCAAACGUCCCGCCCACCACAGCACCGACAGCGAGGAAGAGGCCAGCCUGGAUGAGCAGGAGAGCCUGGGGGCCUGCUUCAAGGACGCCGAGUACAUUUACCCUUCCCUGGAAUCGGAUGAGGACGACCCCGCCUUGAAGUCUCUACCAAAGAAGAAGAAGUGCACAGAUGAUGCUCCCUGGAGUCCCAAGGCCCGGGUAACCCCGACGCUGCCCAAGCAAGUCCGGCCUGUGCGUGAGGGGACCAGAGUGGCGUCUGUCGAGACGGGCCUGGCAGCCGCAGCAGCUAAACUAGCUCAGCAGGAACACCAGAAGUUGCAGCGGCGGAAGCUGGUUGUCAAAAGGAAACCACCCUCUCCAAAAGCACCCAGCCCAGAACCAGAGCCGGAACCCGAACCGGAACCCGAGCCAGAACCAGUGGAAGCAGAGGUGGAACCAGACCUACCGCCAGAACCGCAGCAGGAUCCAGACCCUGGGGUGGCGGCGGUUCCUGUGCCCACCCCUCCAACUCCAGAACCCAAACAGGAGCAGUUUGCCGGCAGUCUGGUGGAUCAUGAGUACACCGCCCGGCCCAACGUCUUUGGAAUGGCCCAGGUGAACCGCGGCUCCACCCCCAUGGCGCCGGGUGUCUUCUUGUCCCAGCGGCGUCCUUCGGCUGGCUCGCCAGGUCCUCAGGCAGCGCAAGGGAAGCGCCCCAAGAAGGGGCUGGCCACGGCCAAGCAGCGGCUGGGACGCAUCCUGAAGAUCCAUCGCAACGGCAAGCUGCUGCUCUGAGCGCCAUCCCAUCAGCUCCAGACCUCACGCCCCUCCGGCACCAGAGGAUGAGGGAGGCCCAGAGACACGUCCCGUUUGGGGGCACUGCCUCGGAGAGCUGCCAGGACAGUGGGGUGCGGAUGAGGCCCGCGCUCCCUCUCCCUGCCUCCCGCGGUUCCGAGCCAGGACUGAGCUGCCCCUGCUGCAGGGAUCACUGAGCAAGUUGUUGAGCUGAACCACGCUGGCUUCCCCUGGAGAGGCAGACUGUGCCGGAGGCGGAGGGCUCCCCACGCCCGUGGUCUCUCCAUCCCUACCUCGACCCGCUGCACUUCCUUUUCUGUUCUGGGGCUGAUACCUCUGUAGAAUUCUCCCCUUCCUCUGCCAAAUCACACACAGGGACAUCGGUUGGUCUUUUUUUCUUCCCAGCGGCUUCACCCGUCCUUUGUAUUUUUGCUGCUGCACCCGGACCCUGGCAAAAAGGGUUUAUUACUUUACUUUUUAAACUGUUCAUUCCCAGCAGGAAGCAACUGUUCAUUGCCUUCGCUGAAGCAGGUAGCCCCUUUUCCCCUCCCGGUCUUCUAGAGCCUCUGCGGCCCCUUUCCAGACGCACCUUGGGGGAGUGGGGUGGAAGAGCAACUUUGGCCCUUUGCCCCACAGAGGGUCACCCAGCAGCUUGGCAGACUCAAAAGGAGGCAAGACGGAGGCCCCUCUUUUGGAAAAGGCAACGGCAUUCUUUCAACAUCCUGGGAGGUCGGAGUGCAAGUACAGGCUAGAAAUGCCCCCGGUGUUGAAUAGGUUUCGAAACCUCCGGUCAAGUGGAAGCAUUUUGUCCGUCCGUCAUGGCACAUGCAGACGACACACCCCAUUGGUAGCUUCACCUGGUUUACCUGUACCACUUCAGAAUGCAAAUUGAGGGCAGGAGCGAGGGGUGGGGUGGGGGACCCAAAUGUUUCAUGUUCCCCCAGAUAAUAAACUCGCUGCAUAUUCAAGACGAGUUUGUCGGAAAGAAGGCUUCUCCCUGUCUUGCCCAUCUGUGCACAUGAAGGGAGUUCUGAUGUUUUGGUGUUUGUUUCCUUUGAACCUUCACGCUCAAUCCUGCACUUGCGGUCAGAAGUGGUACAGGUGAGCAUCAGUUGCAUCCAAUGGGGUCUGGAAAGGGGUGGAGACUCUCCCUGGCAGGUUCCCCCCUACGCUGCCAGGGGUUUCCAGUAGGCUUCGCUGUUGUUCCCAUCACAGAUCUCUCCUGUUGGGGUUAAAGCAGGCUCCCUUCCCUUCCCCCACCCAGCCCCCUUCUUCAGCGGCAGGGAGGGCACAAAAGCCCCCAAAGCAAGGACUUAAAAGACGUUUCUACCCAGCUGCACGGCUCAGUUUAUAUGGCUGUGUACCAUAUUUUUACGCCAGACUCCAGCAGGCUUUGUGUAAAUGUUUGAAUUCUAUUUUUUAGGCAUCUCUCUAGAAAUGUGUGUUUAAAAAAAAAAAAGAAAUGAAGCUGAAACUUUUUUUAUAUAUAUAUAUUCAGGGUUAGAAUAAAAAACCUUUGUCGGUUAA
Elgaria multicarinata webbii is the source of this 5543-nucleotide messenger RNA. It is a transcript of the gene PHF8, whose product is annotated as PHD finger protein 8. Lineage: Eukaryota; Metazoa; Chordata; Lepidosauria; Squamata; Anguidae. The coding region runs from base 1017 to 4016 and encodes 999 amino acids. The record is from RefSeq and is a predicted model, not a curated record. The transcript has 21 exons. Gene Ontology annotation, molecular function: transcription coregulator activity; histone demethylase activity. Gene Ontology annotation, biological process: regulation of transcription by RNA polymerase II; protein demethylation.